AUGAACAAUCCUAUCAUGACUAGCGUACCGACCGAGGGGGUAGCAACACCGCGCUUUCUCGGCGUGGCAAUUGCCGUCGCAUGCUGGUCCGUGGUUUGGGUACUACUUCUUAACAUCGUGCCUGCAGGAAGUCGAGGCCGCAACCACAUCAUCACGCUGAAUGCGACUCAUGGUGUCGUGUCCACAAUUUCCUCCGCUUUCACGCUUUAUUAUGGACUGGAUACGACAAUCUCUGUAGCCGUCUCGCUUUCAUACUUUCUCGUCGAUCUUGCUGUCAUGAUACAUUUGGAUGGAAUUCGCAAUCUAUAUUCACUCCGCCGAUCGCGACUAAUGGAUUACGGCCACCACGUUUUUGGUCUGUACUGGGGUGUUGUGCUCUUUAUGAAGGAGGCAACCGUGUGUGAACAUUCAUUUGGCAACGCGUACGUAUGGAUGCAGACAAACGAGGUGAGUACAUUCUUUUACAACUGGUUUCGACUCACGGACAGUACAGUGGCGGGCGCAUUAUUUGCUAGCUCUUUCUUUCUGUCUCGCGUGCUUUUUAACACGAUCUACAUCAUUCCAAAAGUGGCUACAAAAUGCAAACCGCUGUACGUGCUAGGCUGCAUGCCGUAUUUUGUUCUUCAGUACGUCUGGUUCUACAUGAUUGCCCGUAAAAUAUUAAUGGCUGCACCCCAGCAAGAUCAGACAGGAAAAGGCAACACGUUGAUUGCAGAUGGAAAUCGCGCAACAACAGAUAGCAAGAAGGACUCUUAG
Plasmopara halstedii is the source of this 756-nucleotide messenger RNA. RefSeq lists its product as uncharacterized. The transcript is spliced from 2 exons. Lineage: Eukaryota; Oomycota; Peronosporomycetes; Peronosporales; Peronosporaceae. Bases 1 to 756 code for a protein of 251 amino acids. The record is from RefSeq and is a predicted model, not a curated record.